CAAGGAUAAGGUAGGGACCAGCGGCUACUUAUGUUUAACUUGACAAAUUUAUCUAGAUUUUAUCAUCGCUUGGCUAUCCUAAACAAAUGGCCACCUUCUCUGGUUCUUCCCCAUUUCUCUCCCACUCCCUAACAAGACCAAGCCACUUUUCUUCUUCUUCUUCAUCAUCACAAACGCCUCCUCCUGUUCCUCCACAAAAUCUGCCUUCACAACCACAUUCUCCAACACCAAUUCAGCAGCUCAGCACAGCUUCAUCGGAGCAGCCGAAAACGCCAGUCUCAGUAAAAGCAGAGCAACAGAAAGCUGCCUCUUCUAGCAGCACCACCAAGAGCACCAAGACCAAGGCUGACUCUACAGAUUGGAUAGCUUCCACGUUAACCAGGCGGUUUGGGAUUGGAGCUGGCCUUGCCUGGGCUGCCUUUCUCACAGUGGGCGUGGUCUCUGAACAAAUUAAGACCCGCCUUGAAGUCUCCCAACAAGAAUCAAACACAAGAAAUGUUGAGAAAGAAGAAGAGGUGGUGCUACCUAAUGGCAUAAGAUACUACGAGUUAAGAGUUGGUGGGGGGGCUUCUCCAAGGGCAGGAGACUUGGUGGUGAUCGAGCUCAAGGGGAAAGUGGAAGGCAGUGGACAAGUGUUUGUGGAUACAUUUGAGAGAGAGAAGAAGCCUUUGGCUCUGGUAGUUGGGUCCAGGCAGCCCUACAGCAAGGGAGUGUGUGAAGGGAUAGAAUAUGUGCUCAGAUCCAUGAAGGCAGGGGGCAAAAGAAGAGUGCUUGUUCCUCCAAGCUUGGGCUUCGGUGAGAAUGGUGCAGACUUAGGUCCUGGUCUGCAAAUUCCUUCGUUUGCAACUCUAGACUACAUUAUUGAGGUCGAUAGAGUCUCUAUUGCACCCGCAUGAUCAUAUUCAUAUUCUUGUCUUUGUUAAUUGUAUAUUAUUUUGAUUAUCGAGAUCGAUGAAGAAAUUUGUAAUAGAUUUUGUAUUUUAUGGAACACAUGAAUGCAUUUGUAUUUUCAUUGAGAAAGAA
Molecule: messenger RNA, 1023 nt
Organism: Prunus persica (peach)
Lineage: Eukaryota; Viridiplantae; Streptophyta; Magnoliopsida; Rosales; Rosaceae
Product: peptidyl-prolyl cis-trans isomerase FKBP17-2, chloroplastic
Exons: 3
Coding region: 87-896 (269 amino acids)
Cellular component (GO): chloroplast
Molecular function (GO): peptidyl-prolyl cis-trans isomerase activity
Source: RefSeq, a predicted model, not a curated record